UACACACUUUUAUCUUGCUAUCAAUAAUCUUAUUCGAGACAAUGUAGGAGACUGAAUUAUUGAUAACUUUUGCGUUGAUUACGAUGAAUCCUAGACUGAUGGUUCUCAUCUCGGUUGAAAGUAGAAUCUUCCACAUGAAUUUUAACUAACAUUUCGCGUGUCAUCCUGCUGUUUGUAAUGCUCCAAAUGUUGUGUUCGUGUUAAAAUGUUGAUAAAAUUGUUUACCUACUUGUAAUUCAUGAUCAGUUUUGUGAAAUCCAAAUUCUUCAUGGGAUAUUAAUGGAUAUUCUUUGAGCUCGAUUCUAUGUAGAGCGACCGGUGCGGUGCUUCUUGGCGCUCAGCGAUGGAGCGGAUAACCAUGGCUGAUUCCGACUCGGAUCUCGAUGACGAGUUUGAAGAUGCCUUCGAGACGCAGCCUAUCCCGUGCGAAAUGGAUUUGGAUACAGCCCUGGACGAGGCCAAGACUGCGAUCAACCUAUUCUUCAAUAACAAAUUCAACGAAGCCAAAGAAAUGAUGAAACCCUGGGUUGGAACCAGUAUGUAUCACACAAUAGGGAAUUCUGUAUUCGAUUUCUUAGAGGCUGUCCUAACUUUUAACCAGCAUAGUAUCCAAAAAGCGGGAGAGUCACUGAAAGAUGCCAUCCAACUAUGCAAUUACUAUCGGAAAAAGAACACCUUCUCCGAAUCGAUAGGGAAAAUGGUUAGACGUACCAACUAUGAUGUUUACACCAACGAGGAAGUUCAUGCUGAGCUGUGUUUUGCAGAAUCGUUGCUCUUAAAAGCUUUACUUUCAUUCAUUGAAGAUGAAACACUAGUCAGUUUUAUUAGAGCUGGACUGAAAAUUCGUUCUUGUUUUAAUUCUUAUAAGGAAUGUAGUCAUAUUUUAAAUCAUAGGAAUUGGGCCAAGAAAGAACCUCACAAAAUACACUUUGAAAGUGGAGUUCGAGUUGGAAUAGGUGCUUUUAACCUAAUGAUCUCUCUUCUUCCUACUAGGAUAAUUAAGUUAUUGGAAUUUAUAGGAUUCUCUGGAAGUAAAGAACUAGGAUUACAAGAAUUAGAAGCCAGUUAUGGUUUAACUCAAGGUCUGAGACAAGUCUUAUCUGUCAUGACGCUACUAAGUUAUAAUCUUAUUGUCGUCUAUGUUUUUAGUCAUACCGAUGGUGAUUUGCAAUUUUGUGAUACUAUUCUUAAAAAACAAUUGAUGUUGUAUCCUGAGGGAGCUUGGUUUCUCUACUUCAAGGGUCGUCUAGAAUUUAUGAGGGGUAAUCUGAAGGAGGCCAAUUCGUGGUACACCAAGUCUUGGAAAUCUCAAAACACUUGGGUUCAAUUCCAUCACAUCUGUUUCUGGGAACUUCUGUGGACCAAUAGUAUUAAUUUAGAUUGGAAAGAAGCCAAUAUUCAUGCAACCAGUUUGUUGAAUGACAGUAGAUGGUCCAGGACAAUCUACAGUUAUCACAAAGUCUCCAUCAUGCUUAUGUAUUUUGACGACCUCUCUGGUGAAGAGCAACAGGCCGUAGUAAAUUUAAUGAGGAAUGUACCUCGUUGGAAGCAGAGGAUUGCGGGCAAAUCGAUUCCGAUGGAGAAAUUUUGCGUAAAGAAGUCUAAGAGAUUCUUCUUGCAGAACAACAAGUUGAUAUUGCCUGCCUUGGAACUUAUCUAUGUUUGGAAUUUGUUCAAAGUCAUAGGAAAGAAGCGAGAGUUGAGUGAUCGAUUUUAUAAGGUUAUCUCUGACGCAGAGCUCAAAUUUGAAAAAGACCCUGAACAAUAUGGUUCAGAAUUUGAGGCAGAUAAUCGUGCUCUACUCUACUUACUCAAAGGUGCGUGUUUGCGUCGAAUGAACAAUCCCAUGUUAGCAGAGGAGAAUCUCAGGAAUGUUGUCGCUCUGGAGAAGAAAAUCAAAGAGGACAACUAUUUAGUGCCGUAUGCUCUGGUCGAGUUAGGCAUCAUGUUCCACGAAGGUGGCGACAAUCAGAGAGCUAUCCAAACUUUAGAUGACGCCAAGAAAAACUACACGGGUUAUUCUUUAGAGUCAAGAUUACAUUUCCAGAUGCAUUCUGCAAUGAUGGAGCUACAGAGCCUGAAGCAUUCGAACAAAAACUAGUAUUUCUUUUUUUUUUUUCUUGUACUUGUUUAAAUGAGUCAUUCCAGUCUUAGAAACAAUUCGACACUGUUAAUUUUAUACUUUUUCAAAGUUUGUUCCGAUUUUUCUUUCCUUUUCUGAAGGAUUGUAAGCUUACUGCAUAAUGGAAAUUUAAUUUUUAGUGGAAUGAUCAAGACAAAGUCACGGAAGCUUAGUGAAGCCAUCAUUAUUGCCUUGGUCACAGUUCUUUAUCAAUUUUUUCAUUUUUCUCUACUUGUUAAGAAACCGAAUGACAAACCACUUAUUAUCAUAUCGGUAGCUAAAGUGCAAAAUCAUUUAUCUCUGUUUGCGACGUUGCAGACUUCCUGUCAUACUCUUUUUCUUUUCUUUGGAAGACUAGUCAACGUAAUUUCUUGGAAACUUCUUAGAUGUUUCAUCUCCAUUAGCAGAAUAUUCUGUAUUAAGGAGGGGUAUCAGUAAGUGCCAAUUUGGGGGCAGACCUUGAAUUCCUCAACUCAACGAGUUUUGCUCAUGUAAGGUCUAUUUUCUGCAGAAUAUAUCAGGAUUUAGUCAUUUUUAGUCUUUUUUUGGGUCCAAUACUGGCCUGAUCAUGGGUCUAAAGACCACUUUCGGCGAAAAAGGCGAGUUUAACAUUACAUACUUUAUGAACAGCUCCAUGACAUAGUAUAUACUCAUGCACCACCAUUAUCUACUAUGUAAAAAAUCACGCACCCUUCUUAUUCUUUGAGUGGCAAUAUUCAAAAAUUUGGACAUUCAAACAACAGUACAAAAUAGUACAAGGACUGAAAAGCAAAAUGAAAGUUAUGAAAUUACAUCAUUCUAGAUUGACACAGAAGUCUUAAGGUGUCGAACUGUCACUCAAUAUGUGCCCCCUUUUUUCUCAUCCUUUUUACAAAAAGUUUGUCUUGCAUCUUCUACAUGCAUUUUACAAUGAAAAAUUCGGGUUCAAGUCUUACGUAAAAGAAGAGUGGUGGAUGAGUAAAUACAAGAAUAAAUACAUUUACUUGUCUUUGUACUAAGACUACGAUCAUGCCAAAUAAUUUCAUGAUAUUUUUUAUGUACCUGAGUUUCAAAAAAAAAAAAAUUCUGUAUAUUAUGUAGACUUUAUCUAUCUGUCAUUUCAGGUUUAUUUUUUCUCAUAAUUAUUUGUAUGUAAGUUAGUAGAUCUGUAUGUUGGUCUGAAUGAAAUAUGCUCUCAAGCCAGAUUAAUCGGGAAAGUUAUACUACUUUCUAAAUCAUCUAGUGAUUUAAAAUAUUACUGUCCGGAAAUCAUGGGUCAGUUACACAAGCUAAAGAAUUGUAGAUACCCAAUAAUUCAAUAAAAAUCAAGACAUCGAUCCAAAUACCUAAAUCCUCUGUCACACAUUAUUGGAGAUGACGUCAAUUGGAAAAAAAGGUUGAUGAUCUCCACUAAUGUAGGAUGUAUAAAGUAUGCAUUUCAACCAAUUUCCUAAUCAACACUAUCACAUUAGUAUCUACUCUACCGUUAUCCACUUCAUAGCAGUUGCCAAGAAAUGCUAUCAGUCUACGUGUGAUGAAUCUCUAAUGCACUACAUUUUUUUCUUCCUGUUCUUAUCCAUCCAAUUAGGACUUAACUUUACCUGUAGAUAAACAAAAUUACUGUAAAUCCCCAGUUAUGUAUUUAGGUAAUUAUUGGGUCCAGACCCCAUCUAAAUAAUCAAAUUUCGGGGCUCACUUCAAAACUAACUGUUACGCAGAUACAUAGUAUAAUUAUGGGAUUUCAUUCCUCUGAUUGCUGAUAUCACUUCUUUUCAAAGUACUUUUAUCAUACUUAGAGCAAGUUUCACACCUAUUUUUUCUUUUGCAAGUAUUGUAAAUGACUAGUGAGUGAAGUGGAAGUGAAAGCCAAUUGAAGAGAGCAUUUGUUUCUCCAAGUUUACCCACUUCCCAACCAAUGAUUUGAAAAUCAUAAACUCAGCAUGAAUUUGAGAAAAUACUAAUCUUUCUCUAUACUCAUACUUAUUUGCCAACCUACCUUGGAUCGUGUUCUCCGUAACAUCCGAUACAACAUAUCCAUGUCAGUGGGUGAUAACAAUUCACUUUAAGUUUCAAUGAAAGACAUAAUGGUUUUUUUUCACUUACAGUGCCAAUCUUCCGAAUAAGUAAGACUAAUAAAAUUUGUCUCUAUUUUUACAUGCAUAGGUUAGUUCCUUCCCACUCCAUAGGAUGAAAAAUUUACAAUACAAUUUGUUCCUUUAAUCCUCAACUUAUUUGAAACAGUUCAGCCUUAAAUCCCAGUUAAAAUCCUAUCAAUAUUUUCGAUUAAAAGUAAUUUUCAUCAUAUUCAGUGAUUCACAUAAAUGGACCAUUCAUAAAGUCAUACCUCUAGUGUGACCAAUAAUCAUGUGAGCCUAACUGUAUGCUCAAUGAGAACACCACAUUUUUUCAUGUGUUGAUUUUUAGAGUAUCAUUAGUGGAUCAUGGAUGGUAUUUUUUUUUCUCAUAAUUUUUUUCAAAACAGUUUACUUUUAAUCUGUUGCUCUAAUUUUGAAUUUUCGUAAUUCAAAGUUUCACCUAAAACCAUAUUUUUUCUACGUUAUCAUUAUUGUUAUGUUGAAUUUAGUGUGAGUAAAACUUAUUAAAGGUGCUGUUAAUUCCUUUAUUUUUCUAUCAAAUCAUAAUAUCAUUGUAAGGUAUACAGGUAUCUUAUUUUAUUAGCGUUGGUCAGUUAAUUUUCCCUGGAAUCAUUCUUAUUAAUUAUCAUUCGCAUUUAUUUUCUUACUUUAUGUGUCAAGUCCCAUUCACUUUUGUGACAGUGGACAUAAUGAUUUUAAUCAUAGUGUGCAUCAAAGUCUGUCUUUGAGUGUAUCUCUUUUCUUAUUUUUAUGUUAAACCUAAGGACUCUUAAAAGAAUUGCUGAGUCAACAUUUGUUCAUGGCAGACAUGUAUUACUUUCAAAUUCUAGAAAGUAUUUGUAAUCACAGAUUUCCCCCUUUUUCACACACCAGAACUCCUCUAAUCACAAACUCAGUAAAAAUUUAGCUAGUCCUCUCCAGCCAUAACUAAUGAUAUUUUUGACAUAAAAACUCUUUCACAAGAAGUCCUUGAUAAAUAAUUAUCACUAACUGAAAAAAAGCAAAAAAAUAUCAGGAUCCCUCAAGUGGAAGGGUCAAUUUGUUUUUGUAAAAUAAGUAUCUGCAAAAGUUAGGAAUAUCAGGAUUUUUCAAUGAAAAAAUAUUUUCCACCUCACUUAUGAGGCACAUGUUUGCAAAA
Molecule: messenger RNA, 5335 nt
Organism: Bemisia tabaci
Lineage: Eukaryota; Metazoa; Arthropoda; Insecta; Hemiptera; Aleyrodidae
Product: tetratricopeptide repeat protein 39B
Molecular function (GO): protein binding
Source: RefSeq, a predicted model, not a curated record